CACAUGUCACGUGAGCGACCCGUUGCCCUAGCGACGUGCUCCUGGACCUUCAGCCGCUGGCAGCCGGUUGGACCUCCUAGAGAUCAUCUGCUGGAUCCUUACGCAGGGAUAUGGCUGUGUCCUUCCUCGGCCCGGCCGGGCCCUCCGAGGGCUUGUCCGAGGUCGACAAGAACACGGGGGAGCCUGAGAACACCUAUAUUCUGAGGCCCAUUUUCCAGCAAAGGUUUAGACCCUCCGUGGUUAAAGAAUGCAUCCAUGCUGUGCUCAAGGAAGAAUUGGCAGGCGCUGAAUAUUCUCCAGAUGAAAUGCCUCAACUCACAAAACAUCUAUCAGAAAUGAUUAAGGAUAAGCUAAAAGAAUUGGGAUAUGACCGGUAUAAAAUGGUGGUACAAGUGGUGAUUGGAGAACAGAGGGGUGAAGGAGUAUUCAUGGCUGCUCGCUGUUUCUGGGAUGCAGACACAGACAACUACACUCAUGAUGUUUUCAUGAACGACAGCUUAUUCUGUAUUGUGGCAGCAUUUGGUUGUUUCUACUAUUGAAUCAUUGGAAAGUGACUGUGACUUCGAGGAAAUUAACUUUUCUAUAUUGUUAAAUUUCCUGAUCAAAUAAAAAUAAGUUGGCACUUUGGUACCUAAAAUCUGUUAUGUUUUAUAUGUUUAAAUGGUUUGAUUUUAUUAUGCUAUCUGUGCCCUUUCUACAUUUGGAAAAAUAGAGGAAAAAGAAGGGGGAAAUUCAUUUUAAUAUUUCAGGUGACUAAAUACUUGGGUGUAUUUUCUAUUCAUUUUUCCUUAUAAGAUGUAAAAAAAUCAUUUAUAAAAUAAAUUGUGUGUCUUCACCCCUUA
Arvicanthis niloticus (Nile rat) is the source of this 842-nucleotide messenger RNA. RefSeq names its product dynein light chain Tctex-type 2B (gene Dynlt2b). Gene Ontology annotation, molecular function: dynein intermediate chain binding. Gene Ontology annotation, cellular component: cytoplasmic dynein complex; cytoplasm. NCBI's taxonomy places the organism in Eukaryota, Metazoa, Chordata, Mammalia, Rodentia, Muridae. Gene Ontology annotation, biological process: microtubule-based movement. The record is from RefSeq and is a predicted model, not a curated record.